Molecule: messenger RNA, 3772 nt
Organism: Alosa sapidissima (American shad)
Lineage: Eukaryota; Metazoa; Chordata; Actinopteri; Clupeiformes; Clupeidae
Gene: pck2
Product: phosphoenolpyruvate carboxykinase 2 (mitochondrial)
Exons: 10
Coding region: 831-2729 (632 amino acids)
Biological process (GO): cellular response to insulin stimulus; hepatocyte differentiation; propionate catabolic process
Cellular component (GO): cytosol; mitochondrion
Molecular function (GO): GTP binding; phosphoenolpyruvate carboxykinase (GTP) activity; manganese ion binding
Source: RefSeq, a predicted model, not a curated record
AACUUCUAGCUUUUCAUCACAACAUCUGCUGACUUGGCACUGCGUCGUCGUCAUACUCCAUACAACUUAGGGGAUGCCAUCCUAACCUUCAAACCAUCCCAUCUUGGACUUUAUCAGGACCUCAUUUAUUUCUGAAGCAGGACCAUCAGCUGCAACUGCAACCAAUGUAGCGACAAUGUUACAGAGUAUUCUACCGUGAACAGGACUUGCAUCAUCAGCCGGUGGCAAGCCAAUAUUGUUAGUUGCAGGAGAGCGAAAGUGUAAGAUGUUGAACUGAUCGAAAUUCAGAAUGUUGCCCGCAUAAGGUUAAUGUUUGUUCUCAUUCGUCGAUUUGGAUGUAUUCGUGAGGUUGUCUUAGCUUUGUUUUCGGAUCGGUUUCUGCAGACCUGUUGAGCCUAAACGGAUGUUCCGACUGUGACUGUGUGAAUGUAACCAUAGACAGCAAUCCAUCAAUGAGCAAAUCUCGUUAAAAUUAACAAAUAGUGGAAUUAUUUAUUUAGCGUAAAUAUCAAUAUAGCUGGCACUGUUGGUUUGGAAUCUUAAUUUGUGCUGACGGAAGAGGGUCGCUUAUUGUUGUCUAGAAAUUAAGCUAAGACACGAGGUGUGUGUAGUCCUACACUAGAUAAGUUACACGUGUUGCUGCUACGAAAGUGCAAGGUUCUCUUUACGCGUACAUCAGUUACCUCAACUUAAGACCUCCGUCCACGAGACCAAUCAGAUGUGAGAAGUGAUUGGCUCUGGACGCACUCCAUAAUAUAUUGCAGCAUCCGUUUUUUUAUAACCACUGAAUACUUUUGGAUUUUUUGGGAUCUACUACCACGUCGUCGAAGAUGUCGUGCCUUCUGUUUGGAGUACUGAGAAGACCGGGGACAGCCAUGGGGCUGCGUUCCCUGGCCUCUAUCCCUUCCCUCCCACCUGCGGUGGCUGAGUUUGUGAAGGGGGCAGUGGAUGAGUGCAAGCCCUCCAAGGUCCAUGUGGUGACUGGGUCGCCUGAGGAGCUUGAGGACAUUUACGCAGACAUGCAAAAAGAGGGCAUGGUCAAGAAACUGCCUAAGUAUGAGAACUGCUGGCUGGCACGCACAGACCCCCGCGACGUGGCUCGUGUGGAGAGUAAGACGGUGAUCGUAACAAAGCAGGAGCGCGACACCAUCCCCAUCCCCAGUGGCGGGGCCAAGAGCCAGCUGGGCAGCUGGAUGAGCGAGAGCGACUUCCAGAAGGCCAGAAAGGACCGCUUCCCUGGCUGCAUGGCUGGGAGGACGAUGUACGUGAUCCCCUUCAGCAUGGGUCCAGUGAACUCCUCGCUGUCCAAGUUUGGCGUCCAGGUCACAGAUUCCCCAUAUGUGGUAGCUAGCAUGGGUGUCAUGACCCGCAUGGGCAGUCCUGUCAUGCAGAAGCUGGCACAGGGGGCAGAGUUUGUGCGGUGCCAACACUCGCUGGGCAGACCCCUCCCUCUGAAAGCUCCGUUGGUGAACUCGUGGCCUUGUAACCCAGAGAAGGUGCUGAUCUCCCACCUCCCAGACACCAGGCAGAUCCUGUCCUUUGGAAGUGGCUACGGAGGAAAUUCACUGCUGGGGAAGAAGUGCUUCGCCCUGCGCAUUGCCUCACGCAUCGCCAAAGAUGAGGGCUGGCUUGCCGAACACAUGCUGAUCCUGGGCAUCACCAGCCCUCAGGGAGUGAAGCGCUACGUGGCGGCGGCAUUCCCGAGCGCUUGUGGGAAGACCAAUCUGGCCAUGAUGAAGCCGGCGCUGCCAGGUUGGACCGUGGAAUGUGUUGGGGACGACAUCGCCUGGAUGAAGUUCGACAGCCAAGGAAAACUCAGAGCCAUUAACCCAGAGAACGGUUUCUUUGGAGUAGCUCCAGGCACCUCCAUGAAGACUAACCCCCACGCCAUGGCAACCAUUGCCAAAAACACGGUCUUCACCAACGUGGGUGAGACCAGUGACGGAGGGGUCUGGUGGGAAGGCCUGGAAGCCCCUGCCCCUGGUGUCGGCCUUACUGACUGGCACGGGAAGUCGUGGAAGAUCGGAGAUGGCACUCCCUGCGCUCACCCCAACUCACGGUUCUGUGCCCCCGCUGGCCAGUGCCCCAUCAUCGACCCCCUGUGGGAGAGCGCCGAGGGUGUGCCCAUCGAUGCCAUCAUCUUUGGAGGCCGCAGACCAGAAGGUGUGCCCCUGGUCUAUGAGUCCUUCAACUGGCGUCAUGGCGUGUUCGUAGGAGCAGCUAUGAGGUCAGAGGCAACAGCUGCAGCAGAGCAUAAAGGAAAGGUCAUCAUGCACGACCCCUUCGCCAUGCGCCCCUUCUUCGGCUACAACUUCGGCGACUACCUGGCCCACUGGCUGAGCAUGGAGUCACGCAAGGCCCCCACGCAGCUGCCCAAGAUCUUCCACGUCAACUGGUUCCGCAAGGACCCAGCCAGCGGAGCCUUCCUGUGGCCCGGAUUCGGCGAGAACGCCCGCGUGCUGGAGUGGAUCUUCCGCCGCUGCGGCCGCCAGAGCGACGACGAGGCGGCCAAGCAGAGCAUGGUGGGCUGGGUGCCCCAAGACGGUGCCAUUAGCAUGGAGGGGCUCGGCGAGAAGGUGGACAUGGGCGCACUGUUCGACCUGCCUAAGCCCUUCUGGCAACGAGAGGUGCAUGAGCUGCGGGCGUACUUCACCCAGCAGGUCGGCGCCGACCUGCCCGCACAGGUGGGCGAGGAGCUCAACGCACUGGAGGAGAGGGUGAGGGAUUGAGCAGAGGAGAGAGGGAUAGAUAAAGUAGAUAGAUAGAUAGACAUGGACAGGAGGAGGAGAAGGAGGGAUGAGAUGGUUUAACUGGGUGGGGGGUGGGCUAAUGCCAACACAAUGGACACUAAAGUUAAUGAAAAAGCUACUGCAUGAUCAUUUUUUUGGGGUCGGGGGGAGGAGUUAACGGGAAGACAAUGGAUAAUAAAGUUGAUGAAGGGUGGGUGGGGCGGGGCCUGUUUAGAGCAUUAAUGUGAGCAACAUGUGAGGCUGUGAAUUUGACAUUCCAUGACCAAGGCGAAAAAUGUAAAUUGUGCGUGUGAGUAACGGUGUCAUGGAGUGGCAGAAAAAAAAUAAUGUAACGUCCUGUGAUCCUGACCAAAGAAGCUAAGCCACCCCUUUGUUCUGAGAGCUGAAGGGUCGUUGUUCCUUCAAAGAGGAUAUCAUCCAACAGAGCCAAUGCAAUUUAGUGCCUUACUGACACCUCACAAUAGCUUAACAGAGAAGAGACAUCAGGUGUUUACAAACACAGCCCCACAACUGGGGGAAAGCACAGUGUUUCAUGGAACUACAACCUCGCAGUCUUUUAAUUAAUUACUCGUGUCAUUUUUCAUCAGUGGAUUCUCUUGAAAUCCUCAAAUAGGUCAUAACCACAGUGUUUGUGAAGUGGUUUUUUUGGCUUUGGUAGAUGAGGUAACGAGGUUGUACUGAAGCACAUACGACUUGGAGGGUUUAGCUGAAGGUUAUGGGCUGUUAGACUGUCUGUCCUUGUCUGCUGGGUUGCCAGCCAGCAAAGGAAACACAUUGUGAUAGCUCAGGGAGCAAAUCAGUCACUUUAUAAAGAAACACACAUGGAAUGAAAUUAUUUUUAGUUGAAGUUUUAAAUGUUAUUAAAAAUCAAGAAACUAAAACUAUUUUAAACCAAAGCUAUUUUUCAAUGAAUUGGUAAUGCAUGGCAAGUUUACACAUAUUCUACACUGACGUGUCUGGACCAAAGAAAAUGCUGAACUGUUUUUAUCAAAACUGAUUUAAUAAAAACAAACAUAAAUAUG